CCCAGGCUGCCGCCGUUUGAGUUCCGCGGCGCGCGCGCGCAGUGGCUGCCCGGAGGCUGAGCCUCAUUUCUGUCCGGCCCCCUCCCCCCUCCACCCGGCAGAGAAAGACGGUUAGCGGAGACAUGGCGGCUGCGAACCCUUGGGUCCCGGAGACCUCCCCAACCGCCGCGGGGCUGCUGUUGGCCGAAUGCUUAUCCUCGGGGCUCGUCACUCAGGAGAUACUAGAUUCAUGUAAGAACCCUGCUCCAUUUUUUGUAAACUUCUCCAGAAUCAAGCAGAUUAAAGAUAUGCAAGCUGAAAUCAGAGAGAAGACCUUAGAACUUGACCUUUUAACACUAGAAAAGGAUACAGCAGAUGUCGUUCACCCUUUCUUUCUAGCUCAAAAGUGUGAGACUCUGCAGAGCAUGAAUCAGCACUUGGAGACUGUGCUGAAGGAGAAGAGGGCCCUCCGACAUAGACUGAUGAAGCCCGCGUGCCAGGAGAACUUGCCUAUAGAAGCCAUUUACCACAGGUAUGUGGUACAAUUGCUGGAGCUGGCAGUGACUUUCAUUGAGAAACUAGAAGCCCAUAUUGAGGCCAUACGAAACAUUCCUUGUUUAGACUCUAGUGUGAAAAAUAUGGAUAGGGCUUUGACAAAAAUGAGUGUCUUGGAGGGAGAGACAGAAGAACUAAUAGAAAAUAUACUGAAGUGGAAGGAGCAACAAAAGGAAAUUUCUUCUUCUAUCAACAAAAUAUUUUCUGGAGAUCUCUUCAGAAAAAGCAUGAGACUGUAAUUCCCCUUCUACCUUUCUGGUGCAGAGCUCAGGGCCAGCUGAUUCUUGAUACCAACUGACCACCAGCUACUUUAGUUUUCUUUGCCUGUGUGUAUGACUGAUACCCAUUUGUAAUUGACUGUAAUGGGAGCGUUUCUAGGCUUUCUUGCUUAGGUUGUACUCAUGAAACCUCUUUUUCUUAGUUUUAUUUUGGAUUGAUCGUGACCAGCGAUGAUUUUGCCUCAUUUUUUCAUGUGAGUGGCAGAAAAGGUAUUAACAUGAAGGAGAGUGCAUUUCAUUCUCACUGACAGUACCUGGACAUGGCAAGACAGCACAUGCAUGCACACUUAUAUACAAGUUACCAUACUUACAGCAGACCAUCUGGAAUAGUAAAAGUCUUUACAAACCAAAAGCUCCAGAAUUAGGAAAGCUCUUUGAAUCUGACGUUGCCUGUCUUGCUUUUGGAUCUGUGUCCUGGGCAUCUGCAACCUCUUAGUCCCUGAGUAAGAAGAAGAAAGGCUGAGUAGGUUGGCAGUUGGCCCUGGCCGGUCUAAAGGGGUAAUCACCAAGGAAGAAAGGAACUGGAAACAAGUGAGACUAAGAGAAAAGGGACAAGAAAGAGGUGCAGAUGGUGGGAGGUGGCACCAAGAAUUGUUCUAGACUACAUGCAGUCCUACUAGUGCCAUAGCGGUCCUCUCAUAUUUUUGGUUCUCUUUUCUAUUAAAUAAAAAGGAAUUGAUAUGCUUCUGCAUUUCUGAUGUCUGCCUUUGUACCUCAGCAGCCGCUUACCCGUGCAUGCAGAAGAUUCCGUUUAUAAAUAUGGUAACUUUAUGUAGGCUCACAUUGCCUCCUUGUAGCAGGUAACUUUACUACACAAUGUAAAGUAUGAAGUAAUUAGCAAUUGAACCCAAUUACUUUUUUGAAAAAUUUUCUUGGUAAAUUAAUGAGCAGUCACAUGUUGAAAUCUAAUGGUUUUUAUCAUAAUUAUUUCUGUUGUUAGUCAUCUUAAAACUGCCAACUGGAUGGAACUGCCUGUAACUUGUGGGUAGCUGGAGCCAAACAGAGCAGGCUAGAGACAGGAGAGUCAGAGAUCAAACAGAAGUUUAAUUUCUAAGUGAGAGAAAUUGCUUGCAAGCAAGGAGAGGAUUUAGACACAUAUGCUGAGGCCCCACCCCUGGUGGGGUUACCCGAAGCAGUGUAGGAAGAUCUCAAUACUUAUACCAGUGGCUAAGCAAUGAGCUAUAGCCCUGACAGUGAGGGAUAAUGGAGUAAUGAGACAAGUGAUUCAUAGCAGAGCUUCGUGACUGGAAUAUGGGUACCUGUCCGAGCCCAGAGAAUAUCUCUUACUGGUCAAAGCAAUACAAUAAUUACAUGAUUUUGCCAGAGGGUGAAUGCAAAGGAUGGUUGCUAUGUCAGGCUCAGCAUUACAGCCUACCUCCUGGACCUUAGCUCUGGGAAACAGGGUGUCCUCUAAUAUCUUGACAAAACAAAACCCAUUAUUUCCAGAAAUACCCUAACAUCAGUCUUUGUCUCUAUCAUACUAUCAGGAUUUUUCUACAUGUGAUUGAGAUUUAUUGUGUUAGCUGAUUUUUAUGUCUGUCCUUUGCAUA
This is a messenger RNA of Phascolarctos cinereus (koala), 2362 nucleotides long. RefSeq names its product HAUS augmin like complex subunit 2 (gene HAUS2). Gene Ontology annotation, biological process: microtubule nucleation; spindle assembly; centrosome cycle. Lineage: Eukaryota; Metazoa; Chordata; Mammalia; Diprotodontia; Phascolarctidae. Gene Ontology annotation, cellular component: HAUS complex; mitotic spindle microtubule; centrosome. The record is from RefSeq and is a predicted model, not a curated record.